AUGAAGUUACGCUAUAAAAGGAUGGCGUGUGAAGACAAGAAUAAGUACAAAGGCAGUGAUGGGACGUGCUGCGAACGCUGCCCUGCAGGAAAAUAUGUAAAAGCAAAAUGCAACGCCACACAGGCCACACAGUGUGAAGAAUGUCCCCGUGGGUACUUUACAGCCACAACAAAUCAUCUGAAUGAAUGUAAGCGCUGCAAGGACUGCAUUUCCAGAAACCAAUUGAAGAAAGUGCAAGACUGCACAUCUGUUACGGACACAGUCUGUGAGUGUUCAGAGGGCUACUUCUGUAGUUCUGAUGAGUGUGAGCACUGCCAAAGUGCAACCUUCUGCAAGCCGGGUUUUGGUGUCAAGCAAAAAGCUGUGCAUACAAAUGACACAAUCUGUGCAAAGUGUGAGGAGGGGACCUACAGCAAUGUCACCGAUUUCAGCUCAGCCUGCGUUGCACAUACCAGAUGUGAGGACUUUGGAGGAGUGGUGGCGACUCCAGGAACCUCAACAGCUGAUGCCAUCUGUCGACCCAUCAAAUGUUCAGCUUGGAUGCUUCCCGCAGGCUUGUGGUCCGGACUGGUGUUGAGCAUUCUCAUCGUGGCUGUUUUCAUCCUUUGGAGAGCAAAACGCAGAUCGCACCGCUGCACCAUUCCUGUUACUUUGAAGGAUGAUGCUCCACCUCUACCUGUCACUCCACCAGAGCCGUCAUCUCACUGCCAAGAGAGCGGCAAUGGAGACGAGUGCAAGUUACCACUUUUUAUCACAGAUGAUGCUCUAAUCAUUCUCAGCAUGAAGGACAGGUUGGACCACAACCCUCCAAUAACUGAACGGACGGCAUCUGUUUCCUUCACUGAAUCCAGUCUCAUCAAGGAUAGCACUGGACACAACACUGGAAACUUUGUGAGGUUGUGUUCAGAGCCGCAGGAGGACGAGUGGAGUGGGACUUAUUGA
Messenger RNA from Menidia menidia (Atlantic silverside), 942 nucleotides. Lineage: Eukaryota; Metazoa; Chordata; Actinopteri; Atheriniformes; Atherinopsidae. The record is from the annotation of a GenBank genome assembly.